Fomitopsis serialis is the source of this 1839-nucleotide messenger RNA. RefSeq lists its product as uncharacterized. The transcript has 7 exons. Bases 1 to 1839 code for a protein of 612 amino acids. Lineage: Eukaryota; Fungi; Basidiomycota; Agaricomycetes; Polyporales; Fomitopsidaceae. The record is from RefSeq and is a predicted model, not a curated record.
AUGUCGAGCAUUAAGAAAAUCUUCCACCGCGCCCGUGAAUCCAUAUCCUCGAAGGGCUCUAUCCGCGCCAAGUCCCCCGACUCAUCGGGUGUCUUCAGGCCGAAUACCAAUGGUCAUGCGCAUCCUCUCUUCAAUGGAAACAGCCGCGCAACGUCAACAAGAAUAGUCGGAGAUUCCGUUGAAACAGCCUUCAUCGGAAGGGAGCAGGAGACUGUCGUUCAGGAGAAAGUCAAUCGAGCGCAGGAACGCGAGAAACACGACGAGCAGGAGGAGACGGAGUGCAAGGAACACAGAAAACGCUUGCACGAUGAGGGCCCGUUGCGCAAUAACUACGGCGAACUCCCGCUGAACAUGUCCCAGGUCGAGCUCCGGGGCUUGAAGACGCCCUGGGUCAAGCUUACGGGAUUAGAGGCCUAUUGCAAGUCCGAGCAGGCGCGUGGGGUCUUCGGCCACAAGCUCAACCUCGCCUGGUGGCAGUGGAAGACCACGUCGUUCGUUUCCUCACCGACGGAGACAGACCUAGACAGACAUGAGAAGAUUCGCGGUUCUGUUGUGAUCUGGGUGGGUGUUCGUCCCGAUUCGCUCCACGCUGAGGAUGCCUUCCAUUCGGCCAACGAUAUCCUUCGGCUUCUCGAGGGCUUCGACAUCGUCAACGUUGAGGUCGAAUACCGCGAGUCCCUCUACAAGCGGUCGGUCGGCCCAGCACUUCUCCGCUCCGUUUUGAGUCUCAACACUACCGUCGACGGUCGCGGUCCCCUCACUCCCGCUCUCGGACCCAUCGCUACCUUUGAAAGGCCCGACGCCGAGGGCACCAUGGGGCUCUACUUCGCUGAGGGUGGUGACAGCAACAAGGUAUUGGGUCUUACCUGUCACCACGUCCUCCUCAAGACGGACGCGACAACCAUCGACGACUACGUAUUCUCGGGCGUCGGUGCACCUCGCAAGAACGUCCAGCUUCUCGGCACUCGCGCCUUCGACAAGCUUCUCAGUGCCAUCAAGACGCGUAUCAGUCGUCACGGUAUGAUGGUCGGUCACCACGAGCAGCAGAUCAAGAGGCUGGAGGCGAGGGUGGAUGAUGCCUACGAGGAAGAUGUUGCAGAGGCGGGGAAGAAGCUGGAGAAGACUCAGGCCCAGUUGGAGGACGCGAACAAGGCGAUUGAGGACCUUGAAAAGUUCUACGAGACGGUCAAGGAGGACUGGGGCCAGGCCAGCCAGCGCAUCAUCGGCCACAUCCGCUCCUCCCCUGCCGUCUCCUUCAAUGUCGGUCCCAAGGGCUUCACCGAAGACUGGCGCGCGAUCGAGCUCGACGGUCCCAAGUUCAGGGAUGCGUUCAAGGGCAACUUCAUUGAUCUUGGGACGGAGAUCGAGCCCGACAUUUUCAUCAUGAAAAUGUAUCCCCACGGCGGCCAUACGACCUUCAAAUACCCCUACAACCGUCUCCUUCCACUCCGCGACAUGAUCACCGAGGAGCGUAUGCGCGAGCCCGACACGCUCGACAACGAAAACGAGGCCUGUUCCCUCGUCAUCAAGAACGGGGCCGCUACUGGUGUCACCAUCGGGCGUGCGACGGGACUCUUCUCGUUCGUCCGCGACGACGUCUUCGGUCACGAAUCCAUGGAGUGGGCUAUCUAUAACUACGGCGACCAGUACUCUGGCGUGUUCGCGGCCCCUGGCGACUCCGGGUCGAUCAUCGUCGACGGACUUGGUCGCAUUGGUGGUCUUCUUACUGGCGGUACCGGCAAGACCGACACCUCGGACGUGACUUAUGCCACGCCCAUGCGUCGCGACGACAAGAGCGGCAUCGCUGACAGCGGCGAGCCCUUCUCACUUCAUCUUUGA